AUGCCGUUCCUCGCUGGAAGGGAAGUCACCCAGAAUGGGUUGGGGCUUAUGCGUUUCACCCUGUCAGACGAUGUGACAUCAGAUGAACAAGCAUUCAAGGUUCUCAAGACAGCGCUGGCAGCCGGCGUCAACGUAUGGAACGGAGCAGACUUCUACGGGACACCGGAAAACAACUCAUUGCACCUCAUGAAUCGCUACUUCACAGCUUAUCCUGAAGACGCAGACAAGGUAGUCCUUUCCAUCAAGUCCGGCGUUGCGAGCAUGAAGACCUUCGCUAUGGACUGCUCUCCCGCCGGACUUCGCGACUUUGUGGACAACGCCCUGAAGAUCCUGGACGGCAAGAAGAAAAUCGACAUUUUCGGCUGUGCGAGAGUUGAUCCCAAUGUUCCAGUUGAAGAGAGCAUCACGGCACUAGCUGAGUUGAAGGAGGAGGGUAAGAUUGGGGGUAUUCAACUGUCGGAGGUGAAAGCCGAGACUAUUCGCCGUGCGGCGAGCGUUGCGAAGAUUGAUAUGGUGGAGGCGGAGGUGAGCAUAUGGGCUACGGAUGUUUUCCGUAAUGGUGUCGCAGAGACAUGCGCGGAGCUUGGUAUCCCCAUCAUAGCGCACACACCGCUGGGAGCGGGGAUGUUGACUGGCACGAUCAAGAGCCCUGAUGACUUGCCGGCGCACGAUCAUCAUUGUAUCUUUCCUCGAUUCCAACCCGACAAUCUUGCGAAGAACCGUCUGCUUGUUGAUGAGCUGGAGAAGAUUGCGGUUGCGAAGGGGUGCACUCCGGCUCAGUUGGCUUUGUCGUGGGUUAAAGCGCAGAGCAGAAAGCCUGGCAUGCCGCUUUUUGUCCCGGUUGCGGGUGCGAGAUCUGAAUCCAGGGUUAUUGAGAACGUGGGGGAUGUCGACUUGGCUGAUGAUGACCUUGCACAGAUUGCAGCCCUCCAGGAAAAAUAUCCAGUCGCAGGGGAGAGGUUUCCGCCUGCGGCCAUGAAGUUGAAUGAGUACUAG
Messenger RNA from Aspergillus piperis CBS 112811, 996 nucleotides. RefSeq names its product aldo/keto reductase family protein. Gene Ontology annotation, cellular component: cytoplasm. The coding region runs from base 1 to 996 and encodes 331 amino acids. The transcript is spliced from 2 exons. NCBI's taxonomy places the organism in Eukaryota, Fungi, Ascomycota, Eurotiomycetes, Eurotiales, Aspergillaceae. The record is from RefSeq and is a predicted model, not a curated record.